Molecule: messenger RNA, 2016 nt
Organism: Scomber japonicus (chub mackerel)
Lineage: Eukaryota; Metazoa; Chordata; Actinopteri; Scombriformes; Scombridae
Exons: 8
Coding region: 67-2016 (649 amino acids)
Biological process (GO): G protein-coupled receptor signaling pathway; vasculogenesis; angiogenesis
Cellular component (GO): membrane
Molecular function (GO): coreceptor activity; G protein-coupled receptor activity; chemokine binding
Source: RefSeq, a predicted model, not a curated record
CCCGCAGAUCAGACCGCAUCCCGUCCACCGCUGCAGGACCCGGAUCGACCGGAGGAUUCUGCAGGUAUGAGUCUGAGCAACGACCUAUUGGAGCUGUUGGAGUUGUGGGCGGAGCUAAACCUGACAGCCGGUGACCAUGGCAACCUGUCGUCGGUAGAGAUGCUGCGAUGCUCGGGCGCCGUCAGUCACGCCACGCUGCUGCACUUCCUGUCUGUGCUGCUGGUCCUCAUCUUCCUGUCGGGCGCCGCCGCUAACGUGCUGCUGCUGUGGGAGCGGGGGGGGCGGGAGGAGCGGCUGUACGUGGUGCAGCUGGCGGCGGCUGAUCUGAGCGUGCUCGCCACGCUGCCGGUGUGGGUGGCGUCGCUGCAGCGGGGGGGGCGCUGGCCGUUUGGCGAGCGACUGUGUCAGCUGACUCACUUCAUCUUCAGCGUGAAUCUGUUCAGCAGCAUCUUCUUCCUCACCUGUAUGAGCGCCGACCACUUCCUGUCCGCCACGCUCGCCCCCGCUGCCGGGCGCAGACGGCGCCGGCUAGCUUGCGCGGCGGUGUGGCUGCUGGCGCUGGCGGCUUCCGUCCCUGACACCUACUUCCUGCGGGCGGUGAGUGUGGGCGACGGCGCCGUGUGCCGGCCGGUGUUCCCGCCCCGCAGCGCUCGGUUCUGGGCGGCGGCGCUGCAGCUGAGCUUCGUGCUGCUCGGCUUCGUGUUGCCGCUGCUCGUCAUCGUUGCGUCCUUGCUGCCGCCGGCCGGCGUGCUGCGGUCCGGCCGGCGUGCGGCGCGUGCGUACGUAUCAGCGCUGGUGGUGUGCUGGCUGCCGUAUCACGCCACGCUGCUGCUGGACACCGUCACGCUGCUCCGCCUCGUCACCUUCAGCUGCCGGCUGGAGGACUUCCUGGACGUUGCGCUCCACCUGACGCAGGUGUGCUCGCUGCUCCACUGCGUGGUUAGCCCUGCCCUCUACCUGAUGCUCCGCCCACGCAGCCGUGACGUCAUCAGUCACGUCUUCUUCAGGUACUCCGCCAAGACCGGCCUCGCCAGGCUCGGUCACGCCUCCGACAGCCAAUUGGAGCUCACCGCUGAACAGGACAGAAACACAUCACCACCCAGACGCUGCCUUACGGUUCUCCUCUCAGUCGGUUCUCCUCUGAGCCCCUACGGUUCUCCUCUGAGUCGGUUCUCCUCUGAGUCCCUACGGUUCUCCUCUCAGUCUCCUACGGUUCUCCUCUCAGUCCCUACGGUUCUCCUCUCAGUCUCCUACGGUUCUCCUCUCAGUCCCUACGGUUCUCCUCUGAGUCGGUUCUCCUCUCAGUCCCCUACGCCCCUACGGUUCUCCUCUGAGUCGGUUCUCCUCUCAGUCCCCUACGGUUCUCCUCUCAGUCCCUACGGUUCUCCUCUGAGUCGGUUCUCCUCUCAGUCUCCUACGGUUCUCCUCUCAGUCCCUACGGUUCUCCUCGGAUUCUCCUCUCAGUCCCUUAAGGUUCUCCUCUCAGUCCUUACGGUUCUCCUCUCAGUCCCUACGGUUCUCCUCUCAGUCCCUUACGGUUCUCCUCUGAGUCCCUUACGGUUCUCCUCUCAGUCCUUACGGUUCUCCUCUCAGUCCCUACGGUUCUCCUCUCAGUCCCUUAAGUCCCUACGGUUCUCCUCUGAGUCCCUUACGGUUCUCCUCUCAGUCCCCUAUGGUUCUCCUCUGAGUCCCUACGGUUCUCCUCUGAGUCCUUUACGGUUCUCCUCUGAGUCCCUACGGUUCUCCUCUGAGUCCCUACGGUUCUCCUCUGAGUCCCUACGGUUCUCCUCUCAGUCCUUACGGUUCUCCUCUCAGUCCCUACGGUUCUCCUCUCAGUCCCUUAAGUCCCUACGGUUCUCCUCUGAGUCCCUUACGGUUCUCCUCUCAGUCCCCUAUGGUUCUCCUCUGAGUCCCUACGGUUCUCCUCUGAGUCCUUUACGGUUCUCCUCUGAGUCCCUACGGUUCUCCUCUGAGUCCCUACGGUUCUCCUCUGAGUCCUUUACGGUUCUCCUCUGA